This is a messenger RNA of Biomphalaria glabrata, 1916 nucleotides long. Its product is annotated as partner of bursicon-like. Lineage: Eukaryota; Metazoa; Mollusca; Gastropoda; Planorbidae. Gene Ontology annotation, biological process: G protein-coupled receptor signaling pathway. The record is from RefSeq and is a predicted model, not a curated record. Gene Ontology annotation, molecular function: G protein-coupled receptor binding; neuropeptide hormone activity. The transcript is spliced from 4 exons. The coding region runs from base 27 to 440 and encodes 137 amino acids. Gene Ontology annotation, cellular component: bursicon neuropeptide hormone complex; extracellular region.
UGAGAGUGAAAUCACAUUACGUUGACAUGGUCUUCAGUUACAGUGACCUGGCCCAUUUCUGGACAGUCUUGGUCAGCCUAAGUUUGUUUCCAUACCUAGUUUUCACUUCAAGUAACGAUGAUUGCCAGUUACUGCAAAGUACAGUUCCCAUCGCUCGUGUCACUACAGCCCUAAACCUGGGCUACCCAGUGCCUGUUGUCUGCAGCGGCGACGUCAUGCUGAACAAAUGUGAAGGAACUUGCGAGAGUAGCGUAUCGCCUAGCGUCACCACUCACCCAGGAUUUAAAAAGAACUGUCGCUGCUGUAAAGAGACAUCCACCACCACAAAAGAGGUCUACCUGCCAAUCUGUGUCCAUAAUGGGAAAAUUUACCCCGACUACCAGCACAAAAUAUGGGUCAAGGAAAUCACCGGAUGUCAGUGCCAGGCUUGCACUGGAUAAAUGGGUCAGAGACAAUACUAUGGAACUGACUGACGGACACUGGGAAAAGAGGGAUGUUCUUACAGCCAUUUACCUAACUUGAUAGAGAAACUAUUUUCUUACAUAUUUGCUUCAUUCACUUAUUUGCUUUCCAAACGAAUAUAAAUCAAGGGUUACUUGUUGACAUGGAGUGUUACUUCCGUAGCACUAGAAACGUUAACACUGCCGACACCAAGACAUUUGUCUAAUGUUGAAUGUCAUUAUUUUAGGUCAAUAAGAAGCAUGUAGGCUACAAUGGUUAGAGAUAGACGAUGACCCUGAUUAUUCUUAAAGAACUGUACAUCUAGGUCAUUCCUUAGCAUUUACAAUUUAAUUCUCAAUCUAUUUUUAGAUUUAACGUCAAAGCUAGACAGUUCAUGUUGACCUAAGUAUUAUGUAUUGUAACCUUGACAUUUCUUACAUUCUUACUAGAGAAAUAAACCAUUCAGUGGUCAUACGAUCCAGAAACAUCAGUAUUAAGAAGUUUGUUAAGAUCCAGAGCUAAACUGUCAUGUCAUUAUGUGCUUUGUUCCUUAAUACUAACAUGAUAACAUCAUGAUGUAUGGAUGACAUAUAUAAGUAACGUUAUUAUUUGUAGUAGUUUUGCAAACAGAACCAAAAUUUGAAUUUGUUUCCUUAAUCUAUAUUUUCAUGCAAAGAACUAAAUAAAAAAUAAAACUAAACAGAAUUACAAUUUAGCAGGCAGUUUCAUUUUGAUUUUUGUUCUUGUUGAAAGUUUAGCUUUGUGUAUUGAUGUAUAUUAUACUGGUAGUGCAGAUGUUGUAUUAUAGAUUAUAUUUCUUUGUUCCUAGACAUGUAGAGACUAUUUAUUUUUGUUUUAUUAAUCGUAGAUUUUUUUUCAAUAAUUUCAGAUCAUAUUUUUUCAUUCCUUACGUAAAAAUGUAUUCCUGAGCUGUCCAUCUUGUUCUCAGCGCUCCAUAGAUGCGAUUCUCAUGUUCAUUUUGUUAUUACAAAGCUUACAUCAACUCACUUGUCUGGUAAAAAAUGUGUACAUGUUAUUUCUCCCACACCCAUUCUCAGAUCAAGCUGAAAUUUUGCACAUUUAUUUCUUUUACCUGACAAAACAAGAAUCUAUAUAAAAAAAGACAAUUAGUUAAUUAACUAUUGGUAGUAAUAUUUUUUUUGUAUCGAACAAGUGAAAGAAACUGCACUGAAGUCGUGGUUUAAGUUGAAUUAGUCCCCUUGAUACUUUGUUUUUAAGUUUUGAACUACCAAUAGAAAUAAUAAAACCUUCUAUUUUCAUAAGCACCUCUCUGGUACAGUAAUUUCUGUGUUGGCUUAAAAAAAGCUUAAUUAAGCUAUAGUCCACGUCCUUCAACGUAAAUAAUUCAUAAAUGCUUGCAAAAAACGAUGCCAGUAAUAUUUACACAGAAACACCCUUCUGUCUUCCCCAUCAUAGCCAUUUGAAAAAAUAAAAGCAUGAAAUUGCUCUAAACA